CCUUACAUCUAAAAGAAGAAAAAAGCUCUUAUUGUAUCGAUUACAUGUUUCUUAAUGUUUAUAAAUUAAUUAGUUAUAAGGGCUUAAAGGGGAUUAUUUUUGACACAGACUGUUGAAAAAGAAUUGAGAAUUUCAUUUUAACCACAUGACCGCUCAGGAGCCAUAGAAGCUUAAACAGGGCGAUAUAUCACAGGAAAAAAGUAAAGAUAGUCGGGCAUUUUUGGAAUAGUAACGAAUAGAGCAACAAUGGAAAUUAAAUUGAAGAUAACCUUUUUUAUUUAUACAGGACUUUUGUCUUCUGCAGUUUGUGCCAACAUUAGACAUAUUCGGUACAGAACAGGAAAUAGGCAAUUUAGUACGGAAGAUAAAGACUGCUGUGUACGAAAAGACGAAAAUGAAUAUAAGGCUGUAAAAAUUCCACUUGGAAAUGAAAGUGAAAUUUGCUAUGGUUUGGAGCGUGACUGGUUACUCGAUAAACGUUAUGACGACGGCUAUUUCUACAUUGAGAAGGAAAAAGUUGUAGAAAUAUUCAAACCUCCGGUUAUAACGCACAGUUAUUUCUGGACACUACCAAUAUCAUUCGAGACUGGGGCCAACAUAACGAUCUUCUUCACAAGUCCACUUUCCUGGACGCGCUUUGAAAUCAACCUUUUGGACCGUGAAAAGGACGACCUCCCGCAAAAUCUACUAGAUCUACUAUCCAAACCUAUAAUGCAUCAUAUUUACUUCCGGCAAGAUUAUAAUUUUGCAGGCGUAGAUACAUUUACACCCGAUCAAGGAUGGCAGGAGAGUGGUAUAAUAACUCAACCAUGUCCGAUAGAAUUUGGAAUAACUUACAAAAUAACAUUUGAAUCACACACAGGCUUCAUCAGGACAGUGAUAGAUGAUCAUCCAUACUUCGACCUUCCACAUAUCAUCCCACCGCUGAAUGCUUCAACUCUUCAAAUAAGGAAUAAUGUGACCGCGCCCUUGCUGAUUCAUAAUAUUACUAUGAAUGGUCGUGUGAAAAAGAACUUUACAUAAAUAUUCCGUAUAUUUAAGCCAGAUCAAUGUUCUCAUAUUCUUUACUUGUAGUAUUUCAUCUAUUUAAAAGUUCUCUAUGUUUUGUCUGAAUACAAAUAUAUACAUCUAAAACAAGUGUGUAAUUAUAUGCUUAUUGAGUUUCAUGCAGCGACCACCGAAGUAAGAUCUGUUAUUCCCCGUCCGUCUGGGCCCAUAUCUUAGAAUCAGUUAAUUCAGUUUCAAUUAGCAUGAAUGAUUGGAAAAUGGGGCUCACGACAAGCCGUGAUUAUCAUUUAUGUGUUGUUGGUGUGUAUCGAUAAAGACCAUUAAAACAUGUAUUUUUCGGCCGGAGCCCCCUUGUUUUCGGUUGGUCUUCCUGUAAAAUUAGGGAACAACUGAAUAUAUGUAAAAAUUUCAUUGGUCAUUUAAAAAUUACAGUCUGAAAUCUCGGAAUCUAAUUGGCCAUUGUUAAAUUAGUAAAAUAAUAUUAAGGAUUUUUCAGACAUGAUAUACGCGUCUGAUUAGGAGUUCUGGAAACUAACUAUCUACAUUCAUAAGCUCUUUUACUAUUAAGUUAAAUUUCAGAAACUUAAGUUGUGUUUAACCAUUUUUUUCUCCUACACAUUUUAAAUUCUUAAUUACCAUUCAUCUUCAUAAAUAUUAUUUUACGUUGCUUUAAUGAUGUAUUACAUUUUGUCAAACAUUAACGAAACCACCAUUUACAAUUACGUCCACGAUUCCGUUUACUCAUGCGCAUGAAAAAAGCGAAAAACACACAAGUAAACGAACUAUCCGACAUUAUCAGUGGAUACAAAGUUAAGAUGAUUUUCAUGUAUCUUACAUAUUACUGAAGUAUUUAUAUAACUGCUAACGAUUGAAUGGUUUGUUUAUAAUAAAUGUUUGUCAAAGUAUUUUUAGAUUAGAAAUCUUACUUUCGGUUCUUUUUUUCGGAUUAUAGGUUUCUUUCGUUAUUUCCAACGGGGUUGCAAAUCUGUAAAUUCAGAUAUUUCGAUUCGUAUCAACAAAACGUUUUUAUUUUUAAUUUUCUAUUGAAAUCUCGAUUUGAUUAAAAAUUCAGUUGCUUGAAUAUUUUCUUUGAGAUGAAACGACAUUCACAAUAAUAGAAAUAAAAGAAUUGCAUGACGGUA
Messenger RNA from Ruditapes philippinarum (Manila clam), 2150 nucleotides. RefSeq lists its product as uncharacterized. The record is from RefSeq and is a predicted model, not a curated record. The coding region runs from base 247 to 1023 and encodes 258 amino acids. Gene Ontology annotation, molecular function: carbohydrate binding. NCBI's taxonomy places the organism in Eukaryota, Metazoa, Mollusca, Bivalvia, Venerida, Veneridae. The transcript has 4 exons.